AUGUCACCCAACAACCGAAACAUGAGUCAGGAAGAGCCAAUACCGACGGAGAGUUUGAAUCAUGCCGGUGCUGCCAUAUCACGAAUCGAAAGCAUCAUGGAGUCCGUCAUCGACAAGUUGUUGCGACAUGAACCCAUGAGUAUUGCUUUGGCAUCUCGCAGAAGUCUGCGGCGGCGUCAGAAUCAGACGUCGUCUAGGCAGGUCGACUUUCCCGGUCGUUCAGCUCAGGAAGCACAGCGAUUCGGUAUUACAGUGCCUUAA
This is a messenger RNA of Pochonia chlamydosporia 170, 261 nucleotides long. RefSeq lists its product as hypothetical. Lineage: Eukaryota; Fungi; Ascomycota; Sordariomycetes; Hypocreales; Clavicipitaceae. The record is from RefSeq and is a predicted model, not a curated record. The transcript has a single exon. Bases 1 to 261 code for a protein of 86 amino acids.